Pan troglodytes (chimpanzee) is the source of this 4872-nucleotide messenger RNA. It is a transcript of the gene NDOR1, whose product is annotated as NADPH dependent diflavin oxidoreductase 1. Lineage: Eukaryota; Metazoa; Chordata; Mammalia; Primates; Hominidae. Gene Ontology annotation, cellular component: cytosol. The record is from RefSeq and is a predicted model, not a curated record. Bases 119 to 2146 code for a protein of 675 amino acids. Gene Ontology annotation, molecular function: flavin adenine dinucleotide binding; FMN binding; NADPH-hemoprotein reductase activity. The transcript is spliced from 13 exons.
CUAGUGCGUCACUUCCGGUCGACGGCGGAAGGCGGAAGGCGGAGCGGUCCCUGCGACCCGGCCGGCGGGAACUGCCUUCUAGUUUUUAGUCUCAGACCAGACCACCGGGCGUGCCCCCAUGCCGAGCCCGCAGCUUCUGGUGCUCUUCGGCAGCCAGACAGGCACGGCUCAGGAUGUGUCGGAGAGACUGGGUCGCGAGGCCCGGCGCCGGCGGCUUGGCUGCCGGGUGCAGGCCCUGGACUCCUACCCGGUGGUGAAUCUGAUUAACGAGCCCCUGGUGAUAUUUGUUUGUGCAACUACAGGCCAAGGAGACCCCCCUGACAACAUGAAGAACUUCUGGGGGUUUAUAUUCCGGAAGAACCUGCCCUCCACUGCCCUCUGUCAGAUGGACUUUGCCGUCCUGGGCCUCGGGGACUCCUCAUACGCCAAGUUCAACUUCGUGGCCAAGAAGCUGCACCGACGGCUACUGCAGCUUGGGGGCAGCGCCCUCCUGCCCGUGUGCCUGGGCGAUGACCAGCAUGAGCUGGGGCCCGACGCUGCUGUGGACCCCUGGCUGCGAGACUUGUGGGACAGGGUUCUGGGGCUGUACCCGCCGCCUCCGGGCCUCGCUGAGAUCCCUCCCGGAGUCCCCCUGCCCUCCAAGUUCACCCUGCUGUUCCUCCAAGAGGCACCCAGCACGGGCUCUGAGGGGCAGCGGGUAGCUCACCCCGGCUCUCAGGAGCCCCCGUCAGAGUCGAAGCCCUUCCUAGCACCCAUGAUCUCCAACCAGAGAGUCACCGGCCCCUCCCACUUCCAGGACGUUCGGCUGAUUGAGUUUGACAUCUUGGGCUCCGGCAUCAGCUUUGCUGCUGGUGAUGUGGUGCUGAUUCAGCCCUCCAACUCGGCUGCCCAUGUCCAGCGGUUCUGCCAGGUGCUGGGCCUGGACCCUGACCAGCUCUUCAUGCUGCAGCCGCGGGAGCCAGAUGUCUCCUCCCCCACGAGGCUGCCCCAGCCCUGCUCCAUGCGGCACCUCGUGUCCCACUACCUGGAUAUCGCCAGCGUGCCUCGCCGCUCCUUCUUCGAACUCCUGGCCUGUCUAUCCCUCCAUGAGCUGGAGCGGGAGAAGCUGCUGGAGUUCAGUUCUGCCCAAGGCCAGGAGGAGCUCUUUGAAUACUGCAACCGGCCCCGCAGGACCAUCCUGGAGGUGCUCUGUGACUUCCCGCACACAGCUGCCGCCAUCCCUCCCGACUACCUGUUGGACCUCAUCCCCGCUAUCCGGCCGAGGGCCUUCUCCAUCGCUUCCUCGCUGCUGAUUCACCCCUCACGGCUGCAGAUCCUCGUGGCUGUAGUGCAGUUCCAGACUCGCCUCAAGGAGCCCCGCCGGGGCCUCUGCUCCUCCUGGCUGGCAUCCCUGGACCCUGGGCAAGGACCUGUCCGGGUGCCCCUCUGGGUGCGGCCUGGGAGUCUGGCCUUCCCAGAGACACCAGACACACCUGUGAUCAUGGUGGGGCCUGGCACUGGGGUAGCCCCCUUCCGAGCAGCCAUCCAGGAGCGUGUGGCCCAGGGCCAGACUGGAAACUUCUUGUUUUUUGGCUGCCGCUGGCGGGACCAAGACUUCUACUGGGAGUCUGAGUGGCAGGAGCUGGAGAAGCGGGACUGUCUGACCCUCAUCCCUGCCUUCUCCCGGGAACAGGUGUGUAUGUUCAGGGGCUGGGAAAGGAGGGGAGGGAGCUCCGGCUCAGCCCCCAGCCCUGUUCUCUGCCCUACAGGAGCAGAAAGUAUAUGUGCAGCACCGGCUCCGGGAGCUGGGGUCGCUUGUGUGGGAACUGCUGGACCACCAGGGUGCAUACUUCUACCUGGCAGGCAAUGCCAAGUCCAUGCCAGCGGACGUCUCGGAAGCCCUGAUGUCCAUCUUCCAGGAGGAGGGUGGACUCUGCAGCCCGGACGCAGCCGCGUAUCUAGCCAGGCUCCAGCAGACACGGCGCUUCCAGACCGAGACGUGGGCCUGAGGCCCGCGGCUGCCCGUGCCCCCUCUGACAUCCAUCCUCCUGGGAGCCCAGGAAGGCAUCCACGAGGGAGCUCCUGGCCAGCAGCCGUCAUCCUCUCGGACCAGCCAGCUGGUCCUCUGGGAACAGCCAGCUCCCGAGCACAGCCGCGCUCCUGUUGACCCUGGAUCCCACCCUUUGAGCCUGACCCCACUGCAGCCUCUGCCCAGCCAGCCCUGCGCUCCCCCACCCUGACAGUGAGCUGUGUCCUCGUCCCCCCACCCCCUUCCCAGUCGAGGUGGUGGCCUGGGCCACUCCACCUCACCGGUGCAGUGACCCAGGACGACAGCAGCAGCCCAGUGAGCACCAGGGGUGGCAUAGGGCACCCAUGAGGCUGCGCUGCACUCUUCUGCCCUGGGGCCACCUCGGCUGCUGCAGCCUGCCCAGCAGCACAUUCCAAUCACUGCCCCCGCACUCCCACAGGGCUCAGAGGCCACUAAGAUGCCAGCUCCUUGAGAGCAGUGGGGGUGUCCCAGGCCAGAGCAGCCUCUUCCUCUCCUGGUCCCAGAAAAACCCUUGCAGUAAAUGGUGGCCUCUGGGUGGCUACUUCUAGCGCAGGCUUCCUUCCUUCCUCUAGCUCCUCCCGGUGCCCUGGGUGCUGGGUGCUGGAUGGGUGGGCAUCCUCUAGCUCCUCCCGGUGCCCUGGGUGCUGGAUGCUGGAUGGGUGGGCGCCACGGUGCACCCUUGUUGGGCUGCCUGUGCCCGAGUGGCCUCUGCAGCUCUUAUGUCUGCCUCUAAUGGGAUGUGCGCCCUGACUGCCUCGUUCUUAAGGGCAUAGUGGGUCGGCUAAGAUCUGAUCGCCAGGACUGGGUUCUGGGCAGGUGCUGGGAAGGCGGAGCCAAGCCGUCCGUGCCGCUAGGGAGCCGAGACUGCCGGAAAGAGGAGCGGCAGGAGGGGGCGUGGUUGUGCAGCCCCGCCCCUGGGAGGGGCUUUAGGCACUGGGAAGGAAAGUCCUGUUGGAGGAGUCCGGUGGCUGUUCACACCCGCCUCGCUGUCUUGGAGUCUUGAUCUGUGGUCGGCGGGUCGCUGGCACAGGACUAAACAUGGCUGAGGCUGGGCUCCAGCCAGAUCUGGCUGGGGACAGCACCGCGUGGGCCCAGGAUCCACCCAGAGCAGGCCGGCCUUGCUGGGGCCCCAGUCAAGUCCACUUCCAGUGAGGAGAGCCAGCCGGGAGGUCAGUGCCAGAGCCCUGGUGGAGCCCAGACCCUGCCUUCCCUUGAGGGCCACCCCUGUCGCCGCCCUGGGGUCCCUGUCCUCCUAUCCUGACUCCUGCCCCAGGGCCACCACCCCUGAACUGUGCCCUGGGGCCCCCACCCUCCACCCGGCCGACUCCAGCUCUGGGCCUGUCAGUCCACCUGGGUCCUCUCUGGGCCCUGAGUGCCUGGACCCUCUGUGCCAAGCACCAGCAAGCGAAGGGGAUGACCUUGGGCACCCCCAAGGUGCUGAGACUACAGCCAGUGAGCCCCUGCUGGGGGCCAAAGCCAUGGAGGGUGCCUGGGCCCUUCCAACCUGGAAGGAGGAGGGGAGAGAGCAGGCAGCAGGGCAGGGGGAAGAGGAGGAGUGCCCAAUCUGCACAGAGCCCUACGGGCCCAGAGAGCGCCGCCUGGCCCUGCUGAACUGUGGCCACGGCCUGUGUGCGGGCUGCCUGCACAGGCUGCUGGGCUCAGCCUCCAGUACCGACCUGGGCCGGGUGCGCUGCCCGCUGUGCCGCCAGAAGACGCCCAUGCUGGAGUGGGAGAUCUGCCGGCUACAGGAGGAGCUGCUACAGGCCGACGGGCCCUCACGCCAGCCCCGCCGAGAGGCCCCUGCAUCCUAUCACCGCAACCCUGGGCCCUGGGGCUCCCUGGAGCACCGCUACCAGCUGCGCUUCCUGGCAGGGCCCGUGGGCGGCCGGGGCUGCCUGCCCUUCCUGCCCUGUCCACCCUGCCUGGGUGCCCGGCUCUGGACCCUGCGGGAGCGGGGACCCUGUGCCCGCCGCCUGGCGCUGCUGAGCCUGCUGGCCCUUGAGCUUCUGGGGCUGCUGCUGGUCUUCACGCCGCUCCUGCUGCUGGGACUGCUCUUCAUGCUCCUGGACCGCUCUGGCCGCUGAGCAGAGCCCAGGACAGCCCCGCCGCCAACAGGCCAGGGGGCCCAGACUGGCCCACGUCCCCAUGCCUGGGUGCUGUGAGGCCUGAUGACCAGGCUGGAAAAACCCAAGGUUGGGUCCAGGGCAGUGGCCUUCAAUCAAGACCUCCCAUUGCUGAACCCACAACCAGGGCUACCCAGCGGCCUGACCCUGCCAGAGUCCAUGGCUGCACUGCUGCCCAGACACUAGCUGAACCCAAGGACACCAGUGCCCAAGGACAGCUCCUGGAGGAGGCCAGCCCAGCAGGAAAGUCUGUGAGCAGGACCCCAUUCACCCUGCGGCAGACGGGCACCGUACUGGCCACGGGCUGACGCCGGCCACACUUCCCCUCCGAGGGCCAGCUGAGCACAGCAGGCAUGAAAGCAAACAGAGAUACAGCAGUGAGUCAGUUCCUUGGAGAGGGCAGGGACUCCGCCCACCCUGUGUUCAGAUAAGGGCCAGUGUGUGUCCCUGAAGGUUAGGCCAGCCGGGGGAGGGGUCCAUGCUGCGAAAAUUCAGCCUGCAAAGGCUCCUCUCCCCACUUGGUCAGGCCCAGACCAGGUGGGGGUUGGCGCUGGCCUGUGUUGCAGGGGGCAAGGGCCCACCCAGGCCUUGGAACAUAAGCUCUGCCCCUGCACACCCUCAUGUCACCACACCUGGGAUGGAGACAUCGGGUGGCCCAGCGAGAGAUGGAGCACUGAGCCUGGAACGUGAAGCAGCUUUCAAUAAACCAGCUCCUGGGGA